GAGAAAAGAAACGAAGAAGAAGAAGAAGAAUCAAGAAGAUGAAAACAAAAUGUCUCUCCUGGAUUUGCCUGACUUAACCUUAGACUGCAUCUUAGAGAAGCUCUCUCCAUCUGAGCUAUGUGCAAUGACUUGUGUUUGCUCUGAGCUAAGGGACAAAUGUAUAAGCGACCAUCUAUGGGAGAAGCAUAUGGAGAAGAAAUGGGGAAGAUUGAUGGGUGAUGCAGCAAUACAAGAGUGGAAAUCUCACGUUGCUACGAUAAUGAGAUGUCUCAGAAGUAGUAGUAGUAGUAGGAAGAGUAAACCAAACUGGAGUUCGAGGUUUGUUGCGAGUCUUAAACCCUUUGCAUGGUUAAGUUCAAACCAUGGUUGUGACAACAGAGGAUCAUCAACAUAUUUCGCACCUAUUGAUUCUGUGAUGUAUUGGUACUCAAACCUUGAGAAUGGCAAGUUUUGGUUCCCUGCUCAAGUCUACAAUCGUGAGAACGGACAUGUUGGAUUCAUGAUGUCUUGUUACGAUGCUAAAAUCAGAUACGAUUUCAAGACUGAUACAUUUCAAGCUAGAUACUCGGCGCAUGGCCGGCGAGCGGCGGAGGAAAAGGUGAGGUGGCAGAGGCUGAGACCGUCUCAAGACGACACAAAGUCACGUGAUCUACACGUGUCAGAUUGCUUGCACGGACUUCGACCUGGUGACCAUUUCGAGAUCCAAUGGCGAAGAACCAAAGAAUUCCCUUAUGGUUGGUGGUUCGGAAUCGUUGGUCAUCUGCAAAACUGCGACGGCGGAGAAAAUUGCCGUUGCCACUCUGAUGAGAAUGUGGUGAUGGAGUUCAGACAAUUUAGACCGGAGUCACCGUGGAGAAGGACGGUGAUAAACAGGAAGGAACACCGUGAGACGGGAGAUGAAGAAAACGGUUUCUACGGCGGAGUAAAGAAAUUGGGUACGGAGGAAGAGAUUUCUACAUGGAAACGAUUGUGGCCAUCACAAGCCUUGGAAUAGUGUUACUUGUAAUAGUUUUGGUUUCUACUUUCUAGUGAAAAGUGAAAACUUUGCUAAAAAAAUUGUAAAUUAAUU
Molecule: messenger RNA, 1069 nt
Organism: Arabidopsis arenosa
Lineage: Eukaryota; Viridiplantae; Streptophyta; Magnoliopsida; Brassicales; Brassicaceae
Source: the annotation of a GenBank genome assembly